Messenger RNA from Cannabis sativa, 1366 nucleotides. RefSeq names its product B3 domain-containing protein At3g19184. Lineage: Eukaryota; Viridiplantae; Streptophyta; Magnoliopsida; Rosales; Cannabaceae. The coding region runs from base 251 to 922 and encodes 223 amino acids. Gene Ontology annotation, molecular function: DNA binding. The transcript has 6 exons. The record is from RefSeq and is a predicted model, not a curated record.
AAAAAAAGGUUAUGUACAGCAGAACCAAUGAGAAUAGUGGAUAGUGAGUACCCAUUCCAUAAGCUAUGACACUAUUUAAGUAGGAACCCAACGGUCGGCUCUUCACUAAUUCAAAUUUCGCCAUUUUGGUUUUUGAGCUCUCUCUGUUUUUACCGAAUUGGAAGAAAGAGAAGUUUUCUGUUUGGUUUACAGGAAAACAAAAGAAAAGAAAAUAGAAGGAAAGGAAAGGAAAAAAAAAAAUACUGAAGGAAUGGUGAUGGCUAAGUCCAAGAUAUCUUACGAGGAAUCUCGCCGCCAGAGAUUGGAAGAAAAUAAGCAAAGAAUGGAGGCCCUCAAUCUCACCAUGCUUGCUCAAUCACUCCGAAACUCAUCCCCUUCGAAACUCUCCCCUAUGAAAAGCGUGAAGAAACCCCGUACAAUGGAAAAACAGGUAGUAAUGGUGAGGAGAUCCAGUCGUGUGGCAAACAAGCCUAUCCCUGUCUACAAUGAAGUUGUGAUUGAACGUGUGGUGAUACCCAGAAGGAUUUCUAAGCAUAGAGAUUUGUCUAACCGGGUAUAUGCUUCGGAUGAAGCUAGAACAAAUGCCUUAGAAAGAGCAGAGAAACUACUAUCUGAGUUGGAAUCUGAAUAUCCCAUCUUUAUUAAAACAAUGCUCCAAUCCCAUGUCACUGGUGGAUUCUGGCUGGGACUUCCUGUUCAUUUUUGCAGAAAGAACCUUCCUAAGAGAGAUGAAGUGAUGACAUUAAUAGAUGAAGAUGGUGAGGAACAUAAAACAGUGUAUUUGGCCAGGAAAACAGGACUGAGUGGUGGGUGGAAAGGGUUUGCAGUUGCUCAUAAUUUGGUGGAUGGUGAUGCAUUGAUUUUUCAGUUGAUAAGGCCUUCUGCAUUCAAGGUAUUCAUUAUAAGGGUGAAUAGUCAGUAGCGCCGGUUGGUAUCUCCACAAGUUUAACUCAUUUAUCACUUUGUUUAGGUAAUUAUCAUUUCUCACUCUCAAAAAACUCUCAAUUUUGUUCAUGAAUUAAUCUAUGGCAAAGCCUGGUCCUAAAUUAUAACUCAAUUGUACUAACCAAAUACAGCUGCACCACUUAUUAUUUAUCAAUUAUGAAGUUACUCAAACUUAUUGAAGACUUAAAUUUUGAUAUGUGUACUAGCAGGUUAAUUAAGAAAGAAGUGGUGUAAAACCUUAGGAAGCUUUUUGGUUUAUGGAUGAGUAUUCCUCGUUCUAGCUUCGACUUACUUAAUUUGUAAUGAUUAUUGUAAAGCAUUAUGUAAUAGUUUCAUCAUUCUCGAGCUAGAUAUUCAGUAAAGUUGAUGAAAUGUUAAUUACUUAUUUAAAAUAACACAUAUUAGUUACGAGAGCUGCUUA